Portunus trituberculatus (swimming crab) is the source of this 1977-nucleotide messenger RNA. RefSeq names its product cytadherence high molecular weight protein 1-like. The transcript has 2 exons. The record is from RefSeq and is a predicted model, not a curated record. The coding region runs from base 1 to 1977 and encodes 658 amino acids. NCBI's taxonomy places the organism in Eukaryota, Metazoa, Arthropoda, Malacostraca, Decapoda, Portunidae.
AUGGUGGAACCUAUGGGGGACCUUGUGGUGGAGCCAAUGGUUGAGCCUGUGGCUGAACCUGUGGUGGAGGUUGUGGGUGAACCUGUGGUGAAGCUUGUGGUUGAACCUGUGGUGGAGCCUGUGGUUGAACCUGUGGUGGAGCCUGUGGUGGAGCCUUUGGUUGAACCUGUGGUGGAGUCUGUGAUUGAACCUUUGGUGCAGCCCAAGGUGGAACCUAUGGGGGACCUUGUGGUGGAGCCGAUGGUUGAGCCUGUGGCUGAACCUGUGGUGGAGCUUGUGGGUGAACCUGUGGUGAAGCUUGUGGUUGAACCUGUGGUGGAGCUUGUGGUUGAACCUGUGGUAGAGCCUGCCAUUGAACCUCUGGUGAAGCCUAUGGUGGAACCUGUGGUGGAGCCUGUGGUUGAACCUGUGGUGAAGCUUGUGGCUGAACCUGUGGUGGAGCCUGUGGUUGAACCUAUGGUGGAGCUUGUGGUCCAUCCUGUGGUUGAGCCUGUGGUUGAACUUCUGAUGGAGCUUGUGGUUGAAGCUGUGGAGCCUGUGAUUGAACCUGUUGUGGAGUCUGUGGUUGAAUCUAUGGUGGAGGCUGUGGUUGAACCUGUGAUGGAGCCUGUCGUUGAACCUGCAGUGGAGUCUUUGGUUGAACCUGUGAUGGAGCCUGUGGUGGAGCUUGUGGUUCAACCUGUGGUUGAGUCUUUGGUUGAACCUGUUGGGGAGCCUGUGGUUGAACCAGUAGGGCAGACUGUGGUUGAACCUGUGGUGGAGCUUGAGGUUCAACCUGUGGUAGAGUCUUUGGUGGAAUCUGUGAUGGAUUCUGUGGUUGAGAGUGUGUUUAAACCUGUCGUUGAACCUUUGGUGGAGCCUGUAGUUGAAACUGUGCUGCAACUUGUGAUUGAACCUGUGGUUGAACCUGUGGUGGAGUCUGUGACUGAACCUUUACUGCAGCCCAUGGUGGAACCUAUGGGGAACCUUGUGGUGGAGCCAAUGGUUGAGCCUGUGGCUGAACCUGUGGUGGAGCUUGUGGGUGAACCUGUGGUGAAGCUUGUGGUUGAACCUGUGGUGGAGCCUGUGGUUGAACCUGUGGUGGAGCCUUUGGUUGAACCUGUGGUGGAGUCUGUGAUUGAACCUUUGGUGCAGCCCAUGGUGGAACCUAUGGGGGACCUUGUGGUGGAGCCGAUGGUUGAGCCUGUGGUGGAGCUUGUGGGUGAACCUGUGGUGAAGCUUGUGGUUGAACCUGUGGUGGAGCUUGUGGUUGAACCUGUGGUAGAGCCUGCCAUUGAACCUGUGGUGAAGCCCAUGGUGGAACCUGUGGUUGAACCUGUGGUGAAGCUUGUGGCUGAACCUGUGGUGGAGCCUGUGGUUGAACCUAUGGUGGAGCUUGUGGUCCAUCCUGUGGUUGAGCCUGUGGUUGAACUUCUGAUGGAGCUUGUUGUUGAAGCUGUGGUGCCUGUGAUUGAACCUGUUGUGGAGUCUGUGGUUGAAUCUAUGGUGGAGGCUGUGGUUGAACCUGUGAUGGAGCCUGUCGUUGAACCUGCAGUGGAGUCUUUGGUUGAACCUGUGAUGGAGCCUGGGGUUGUACCUGUGGUGGAGCUUGUGGUUCAACCUGUGGUUGAGUCUUUGGUUGAACCUGUUGGGGAGCCUGUGGUUGAACCUGUGGUUGAACCAGUGGGGCAGACUGUGGUUGAACCUGUGGUGGAGCUUGAGGUUCAACCUGUGGUAGAGUCUUUGGUGGAAUCUGUGAUGGAUUCUGUGGUUGAGAGAGUGUUUAAACCUGUUGUUGAACCUUUGGUGGAGCCUGUAGUUGAAACUGUGCUGCAACUUGUGAUUGAACCUGUGGUGGAGCCUGUGGUUGAACCUGUGGUGGAGUCUAUGACUGAACCUUUGCUGCAGCCCAUGGUGGAACCUAUGGGGAACCUUGUGGUGGAGCCAAUGGUUGAGCCUGUGGCUGAACCUGUGGUGGAGCUUGUGGCCUUUGGUUGA